UAAAGAAAAAAGUACGAUGGCGACGCUGGCCGUUCACGGCGGUUAUCUUCCCUCCAAAUUCCAAUUAUGGCGGCGAACCGUCGUCUCUGAAAUCCGACCAAACCCGCCGUCGUUAUUCAUAACUACAAAGCUAAGCGACAUUGACAUCCACCGCGUCCGUGACCUCUACUCCGAUUGCAACCACUCUUGCCACCGCUUCCCCAACCUCGACGCCGACGGCCGAGUCGAUCCCGUCGACCUCAACAAGCUCCGAAAAGCUCUCAUCCACAGCUCCGUCGUCGUCUCGGUAUUCACCCAGCCGGAGUUCUCCUCCCCUUUGGCGAGUAUUGGAGGUGAUUGGGUUCGGACGGCGAUGCCUGUGACGCCGGCCAACGGCCAGCUGGUUGGAUUUGGUCGCGCCGUCUCCGAUUCCUCGCUCACUGCUUCCAUCUACGAUGUCAUGGUUAUUCCUCCAUUAAGGCGGAGGGGCAUUGGCAGGAGGAUAGUUCAAAUGAUACUAAGGAUGCUAACAAAUAAAGGCAUAUAUGAUAUAGCAGCCCUCUGCUCCGAUGUAGAGAAACCCUUCUUUAGCGCAUGUGGAUUCGGAGAUGAUAUACUGGGAUCCACUACAAUGAUGUAUACUAGGUCGACUUCUCAAUAUUCAAGUGGAGAUCAGGUGGUUAAAAACAUAGGCAGAAAGCAGAUGCUAAUUCCACCACUGAGAGCGGGCAUUAAAUCAUGAGCUUUAUGCUGAUGAAUGAUGAUAGAGUUGACAACAUAAGAUGCCUUCAUUAAAAUCUACUCCCCAGUAAAUUUCCCGAGGUUCAAGGAGCUCCAUUUCAAAGACAAAAGGGGAGAUGGUGCUCAUGAUGAUAUAGCUAAAGUUAUUGAAAUCUAUAUAAUUCUGUAGAAAUGUGAUUUAUGGUGGAAUAUUCCUUUACAGACAAAUUUAGUAGUAUUCCAACUGACUAUAGCUGUAGAAUUUAUAGAUAAAUUACUUUUUUUGUGGA
Molecule: messenger RNA, 989 nt
Organism: Ipomoea triloba (trilobed morning glory)
Lineage: Eukaryota; Viridiplantae; Streptophyta; Magnoliopsida; Solanales; Convolvulaceae
Exons: 4
Coding region: 17-721 (234 amino acids)
Biological process (GO): UDP-N-acetylglucosamine biosynthetic process
Cellular component (GO): Golgi apparatus; endoplasmic reticulum; endoplasmic reticulum-Golgi intermediate compartment
Molecular function (GO): glucosamine 6-phosphate N-acetyltransferase activity; monosaccharide binding
Source: RefSeq, a predicted model, not a curated record